Osmerus eperlanus (European smelt) is the source of this 1482-nucleotide messenger RNA. RefSeq names its product fibrillin-3-like. The transcript is spliced from 9 exons. Gene Ontology annotation, molecular function: calcium ion binding. The coding region runs from base 233 to 1159 and encodes 308 amino acids. NCBI's taxonomy places the organism in Eukaryota, Metazoa, Chordata, Actinopteri, Osmeriformes, Osmeridae. The record is from RefSeq and is a predicted model, not a curated record.
GGUUGUGGGGUGUCUGUGCCCUAAGGGCUUCAGUGGGAAGUUCUGUGGGGAUAUUGUGGAUGUGUGUCGAGGAAAUCCAUGUUUCCCAGGGGUGGAGUGCCUGUCCCAGCCUGGGCCUGAGCAGUUCACCUGUGGAGAAUGCCCCCCUCCCUCUGUCUACCAAGACAAACAAGGAUACAAAUGCUUUGUGAACGACUUCUGCCUCCCACCUUUCCCCUUCCCCUGCCACAAGAUGGCCGACUGCACCAGCAAAGGGUACAGCUACAGCUGCAAGUGUAAGCCAGGCUACACAGGGGACGGACUUAACUGUACAGACAUUGAUGAGUGCCUGGACCCAUCGGCCUGCCCCAGCGCCAAAUAUGAGUGUGUGAACACGGUCGGGUCAGUCAGAUGCUCCUGCCGCUACCAGAGCACCCCGGAAUCAGACAGAUGUGGUGACUCUGCUAAUCCACCAGGGUCUAAUGUCUUCACCGUGUCCAUGGGCUGGAAGACCCAGAGGGCUGGAGCAGAUGGACUCAACCAGUUGGAGAAGAUUCUGGCCAUGGGCUUCCAGAACAAGUUCUACAACGCCAGUAUGAAGGCUCCGGGGCCAGGGCCGGUGGAUGGUCUGAAGGAGUUCAGGAUCAACGUGUCCAGCGACACACCACACUGGUACAUCAGAGACUACCUGACCCGCGUCAGCAGCUACUAUGACAUCAAAACAGCAGACGUCGGAGACCUGGAUGAGUGUCAGGCGAAGGAGGCGGUGUGCGAGUUCCCUGCUCUCUGUGCCAACACCUACGGAGGGUACAGGUGCAUGUGCAACGGAACCACUGACGUGGAUAAGACUUGCGUUUUUGAUCAGAGUGGUGGGAACAGUAGUGGAGUCCCUGAGGCUCUGCGAGCAGAAGAUAAGAAGCCCCUAAUCCUGGGCCUGGUCCUGGGCAUUGGCAUCCCACUGCUCCUCCUCCUCCUCCUGGCAGCCCUGGCCUGCUUCUGCUGUUCCCGCAAGAAGACCAUCACUGGAGAGAUUCCCCACUUGUUGCCUCUCAAUUAUGCCCAGGAGCAGUUCAACCCUCCUCCGUUCAACUACAACGACCCAGCACUGCACUACAACAGCCACUGCAGCCCACGCAUCAUAGACAACCUCGCAUUCCAGAAACACUAUCGCCGCCGAUAACACACAGAGGGAACAUGUCUUUGAACACACACAAAUGUGCAUACACACAUGGAAAUGCACACAUGCACACACUUAUAGAACUUAUUAUUUUAAAUUGAAUAAUGUCUUGUGUUUUUAUAAUAAUGAAAAUAUAUAUUUAAAAAUUUAAGAGUUUGCCUGUGUAGCUGGUCAUUGUUGGAUGAUGCUAUACAGUAUAUAUUAUAUACAUUUAACUGUAACUAACUAACUAUUUAAUAUGAGGGACCGGUAAUGUCAAAUGUGUUCCAUCAUUCUGACGGUGCAAAAACUAGCAAUGAAAAGUAAAUCACUACAGCAAUGUUAAU